AUGGAAUUCCUCUCUGCCAUGAGUGUAGGAAGUGUGAAUUCUGGAAAGGAAAUUCUUCUAAGUGCUGUUCUACCAUUGUUGAAACUCCUCUCUCUCACUGUCAUUGGUCUGAUUCUUGCCCACCCCAAAACCCAAAUUGUCCCGAGAGCCACUUUUAAGCUUCUUAGCAAGCUUGUUUUUGCUCUCUUCUUGCCUUGUACGAUCUUCAUUCACCUCGGUGAAUCCAUUACUCUACAAAAUUUCAUCGAUUGGUGGUUCAUACCCGUAAAUGUGAUCCUCAGUACUGCUAUUGGUUGUGUGUUGGGGUUCUUGGUCGCAAUAAUAUGCCGACCACCUCCUGAAUUCAUCAGAUUCACUGUAAUUGUGACGGCCUUUAGUAACACUGGCAGUCUGCCCCUAGCUAUUGUUGGGUCCGUGUGCCAUAGCACAGAUAAUCCUUUUGGUCCAGAAUGCCAUAGGACUGGUAUUGCUUAUGUUUCUUUUGCCCAAUGGGUUGCUGUUCUUCUUGUUUAUACCCUUGUUUAUCACAUGAUGGAGCCCCCGUUAGAGUAUUACGAGGUGGUUGAGGAGGAAGGUUUUGAGAUUCAGGAACAAUUAUCGGUAGACAAUCUCAGUAGGCCACUUCUUGUGGAAGCUGAAUGGCCUGGAAUGGAAGAUAAAGAAACUGAGCAUUGCAAGACGCCAAUUAUUGCAAGGGUCUUUACUAGUGUCUCUAGCAUUUCACAAAGUUCUGUACCUGACCCUGAUUCACUGGAAGAGGGAGGUCCAAGGAGUCCCAAAUCUAUUAGGUGCUUGGCAGAGCCCAGGAUGGUUAGAAGGAUACGAAUUGUUGCUGAGAAAACGCCUAUCCUUCAUAUCCUUCAGCCUCCCACAUUUGCUACCCUGUUGGCCAUCAUUAUUGGAAUAGUCCCUUUCCUCAAAAGGGUUGUUUAUGGCGAUGAUGCACCACUUUCAUUUAUCACCGAUAGUUUAGACAUUGUGGCUGGAGCAAUGGUGCCUUCAGUAAUGCUAAUUCUUGGAGGAAUGCUUGCUGAGGGUCCCAAUGAAUCUAGACUAGGGCUUCGAACUACAAUUGGCAUCAUCAUUGCAAGACUUCUGAUACUUCCUUUGAUUGGAAUAGGGGUGGUUUGUUUGGCUGAUAGACUGAACUUUUUGAUCCAUGGGGAUCAAAUGUAUCGGUUCGUGCUUUUGUUGCAAUACACAACACCAAGCGCCAUAUUGUUGGGAGCAGUUGCUAGCUUGAGAGGUUAUGCAGUUAGCGAAGCAUCAGCACUCCUCUUCUGGCAGCAUGUGUUUGCUGUGUGCUCCCUUUCAGUGCCACUUCUUGUGGAAGCUGAAUGGCCUGGAAUGGAAGAUAAAGAAACUGAGCAUUGCAAGACGCCAAUUAUUGCAAGGGUCUUUACUAGUGUCUCUAGCAUUUCACAAAGUUCUGUACCUGACCCUGAUUCACUGGAAGAGGGAGGUCCAAGGAGUCCCAAAUCUAUUAGGUGCUUGGCAGAGCCCAGGAUGGUUAGAAGGAUACGAAUUGUUGCUGAGAAAACGCCUAUCCUUCAUAUCCUUCAGCCUCCCACAUUUGCUACCCUGUUGGCCAUCAUUAUUGGAAUAGUCCCUUUCCUCAAAAGGGUUGUUUAUGGCGAUGAUGCACCACUUUCAUUUAUCACCGAUAGUUUAGACAUUGUGGCUGGAGCAAUGGUGCCUUCAGUAAUGCUAAUUCUUGGAGGAAUGCUUGCUGAGGGUCCCAAUGAAUCUAGACUAGGGCUUCGAACUACAAUUGGCAUCAUCAUUGCAAGACUUCUGAUACUUCCUUUGAUUGGAAUAGGGGUGGUUUGUUUGGCUGAUAGACUGAACUUUUUGAUCCAUGGGGAUCAAAUGUAUCGGUUCGUGCUUUUGUUGCAAUACACAACACCAAGCGCCAUAUUGUUGGGAGCAGUUGCUAGCUUGAGAGGUUAUGCAGUUAGCGAAGCAUCAGCACUCCUCUUCUGGCAGCAUGUGUUUGCUGUGUGCUCCCUUUCAGUGUAUAUCAUUAUCUACUUCAAACUGCUGCUUUCUUAUGUCUAAGGUUUGUUUUAAACCUUUCUGCUUUUAAAUUUGCCAGUGUAAGCUUGCCAUUCGAUAGUCAUGUUACAGAAGAUUUCAGAUGGCAUGCCUCCUGACUCCUGUUGCACUGCUGCAUUGUUGUAAUAGUUGAUAUGUGAACUGUGUUUUUUUUUUUUAUCAAAAGUGAACUGUGUGUUCAAU
This is a messenger RNA of Ilex paraguariensis (yerba mate), 2238 nucleotides long. The record is from the annotation of a GenBank genome assembly. Lineage: Eukaryota; Viridiplantae; Streptophyta; Magnoliopsida; Aquifoliales; Aquifoliaceae.